Polypterus senegalus (gray bichir) is the source of this 954-nucleotide messenger RNA. Its product is annotated as myoglobin-like. Gene Ontology annotation, molecular function: heme binding; oxygen binding. NCBI's taxonomy places the organism in Eukaryota, Metazoa, Chordata, Cladistia, Polypteriformes, Polypteridae. Bases 16 to 471 code for a protein of 151 amino acids. Gene Ontology annotation, biological process: oxygen transport. The transcript has a single exon. The record is from RefSeq and is a predicted model, not a curated record. Gene Ontology annotation, cellular component: extracellular exosome.
CUUUGUGUGUUCACGAUGAGUGUUUGUGCUGCUGAUUGUGUGACUAUGCUCUGUUUCUGGGCUCCCGUGGAGGCUAUUCCCAGAUGCUAUGGGGAGAUUAUUCUCCUACGCUUGUUUGAGACCCAUCCAGAUGUUCAGAAGCUGUUCCUCAAGUUUGUUGGCCUUUCCAAAGAGCAGCUGCAGAACAAUCCUGGUGUCCAGGCCCAUGGGGAAAUCGUGGUUUGCAAGCUGACAGAAAUCCUAAAAGCGAAAGGGGAACACAAGGAAAUCUUGAAGGCUUUAGCAGAAAGUCAUGCCAAGCAGCAUAAGAUCCCUCUGGUUAACUUUCAGAUCAUCAGCGAAGUCAUUGUCACGGUGGCAAUAGAGAACCUUGAUGGCUUUGGUCCUGAUGCUCAAAUAGCUCUGAAGAAUGUGCUGAAGACAUUUCAGAUUGACUUGGAAGCUUGCUAUGAUGAGCUUGGAUUUAAAUAGUUUUAAUUUUGGUUUGUGUCAACUGUCUCAAUCUGAUGCUUUUGAGUUCUGGUAUGAAUAAAAGUACUUCAAAAGUAAAAAAAAAAAACAAAAAACCCUAGUUACGGUUAGUUUAGGUUAAUAAAGGCACCUUUUUCCAUUUCCACCAGUGGAAGGUUGACAAAAUUGCCCUCUACAAUUAUGUUUGAAUUAGCCAUCAGGAUAUUCAGCCAGACCAAUCUAUAUAGUGUACAUGAAACUAAAGGAUAUAUAUGCCUGAGAGAGAAGUCACUUUUCUGUGACCUAAUGUUUCCACUCAGGCCACUACUCUAUCUUACUUGUGCUUCUCCACCUGCCAAUUUCUGUUUGGGCACAUGUAGCCUGCAUGCAUACAGCACUUUUGCCUAUGAGGUCCUCCUGUAAUUCAAAACCAGCAUCUACAGGGCAUUUCUUGCAACCAUUAUGUUCCUUACUCUGUCCUGGCGACCUUCCAUUCCACCUUCA